Molecule: messenger RNA, 2622 nt
Organism: Acanthopagrus latus (yellowfin seabream)
Lineage: Eukaryota; Metazoa; Chordata; Actinopteri; Spariformes; Sparidae
Exons: 5
Coding region: 1178-2188 (336 amino acids)
Source: RefSeq, a predicted model, not a curated record
AAGUCCUAAUCACUGUCUGGACAGGCAUUUCUCUGACAACAUAACAAAGGUUAGUUGUUGCUGGAAUUAGGAAUUACACCCAGUGCUUUUGUAUUCACUUUUAUUACCGAAAACACCAAUCAUGUAACCCUAACCAUUACUUUGUAAACACAACAACGACAUCACCACGUCAACAUUGUCGUUCUGGUGUCAUCACUUAGUUGGAGUUGUGUUACUGUCCAUUCCUUCUCUUUCAGAUCUGUUUUUGGUAUCCAUAUACUUAAAAGAUCUGUCUCUUCAGCUCCUAAAUGCUUCACUAUUGUUAUAAGCUAUCAGUCGGGCACGUGGCAUGCUCUGAGAUUAUGAGAGCAUUUUGCAAAAUGAAACAAAACAAAAAUAAUUUUAAAAAGCUCUCUUUUUUGGGCAAUGUCCUGUUUGUUUUUAAAGGAAAGAAUUUAACUUGAAAACAUUUUUUUAAAUAAACAAAAAACAUAUCAACAUAAUGUGAAGAAAUAGCUGUUUUGACGUUACAAAGUAAACGUAUUGUGCUGUGGAGAUAUCCGCUGAAAUUAGCAUGCUAACCAGCGAGCCCAGGCCCCCAUCAGUCUGAGGGUCCUGUGCAAGUGGUGCUCCAAUCUGCCAGUCCAGACCACUACCUGCACGGCUAACUAAGCUAACGAGCUGCAGGUACCAGUUAGCUGUCACUCAGGGCCACCAUAGUCUGGUGAGAGAGAACCAAAACAGUGCAGUUAUAGACAGUAAAACCUAAACAUUUUAUUUUCAAACUUCUGAGUGAGUCAUCUUGUCAAUAGACACUCUUUGCAAACUCACUGAAUGCAUUCCUCUCAUAUUUUGCCAAGUAAUCCCACUGCUCCCUCCAUCAUCUUCAUAAUCCAGCAUCUUUGAGUGGUUUCUUUCAAACAUUAUUAGAGUCUGAAACAACAGUGACCUUUUUUCCCGCUCAUUAGCUGUUUGUGUGCAUGUUACCAUAACAGCCAGUUUAUUAGGACGCCACAGAGCCGCCUAAUUGUUCUGAGCUUUUCUCCCUGCUGCUGGUGAGAGAGAGAGAGAGAGUCUUUGGCAGAAUACAGAACUCUGCAAGCUUUGGACAUUUAUUUUGUAUCGAUACGCUUCUUUUGGGAGAUGUUUGGAGGACAUCAGAGAGGACUGUCAGAGGUGACUUUGUACAAGUUUUGGGAUGUGGAACGAGAAAAAGACAAGGACAGUCAAACUGGAAAAACAUGCACCAGCCAUUUGUCCGAUGAUUGUGGGAUCAGUUCCCUCAGUAUCCAGGAUGAGAGCUGUGAGGUCAAAGGAGAAGAUUAAAGUCGCCGCACCAAACAGCAAACUCCCCACUGCUGCAUGUGAGACCUCGGAGAAUGUAAUGAGGCUUUGUGUCGACCUGAUGCCUGUUCUGGCUGCGGCAAAAGAGCCCGUAGAGGAGGAGGGAGCAAGAAAACAAGAAACCAGCACCAAGAAUGACCCAUCCGUCAGUGAAUCAGUGGAACCAACGCAAGAUUCUCACACAGGAUCACAUCUGGACACCGAACCACCACGCAGUCCUCACUUUGUGCUGCCGCCUGUCACUCUACCCAAACCAGCUCCUGAGUGUUGUGAUUCUCAGAGGACCAAGAGGUGGGACACACUUCUACCUCCCACCAGUUCACCCGAGCAAGCCAGGACCAUCUCUUCGAACUUCACUAUAAAGGGCUUUAGAGACGAGGGACUGGUCACAGGACAGGAACCAGACACCAGGCCCUGGAUAGACAACCCACUGUUCUCCAAAAGUAGAUCUCCUGAGUUUCGUCUUCCUGACAUCUCCUUGUCCAGCCUGGAUGCCCUGCUGCAGACGGUCACACAGAAACUGGGGAGGAAGAGGACAGUUGGUGCUGAAGGGCCGUCGAGACGUAUCCAGCCUGGUCAUCUCCUCAUGGCUGUUGGUGAACAACGUCUGGGAGGGAGGAGCGUCGGGCAGCAGAUCAGUCACUGCACAGAGGAUGUAAAGCCGGCCAACAUACUUAUUUCAUGCGCAGUGAAUUAUCUCAAAGAACACUUACACUUACCAUGUGAAGCACUAACGGACACACCAGUGUGGGGACAUGGCGUGAACAGACACAAGAGCCUCCCUCCACUUAUUUCUUCACCAAAACAAAUGCUCGUCCUCAGCAUGACGAAGAAAAACCUCCUGACUUCCAGCAUGCUGCGGUGAUCGAUAUACAGCAACAUACAGCACAAAAAAAGGAUACAGGAAACAAUGCUUUAUUUUCCUUCGAGACAAAACAUUCACAACAGACAUUUAGCCUUUUUUUCUAUACUAGCAUAUUUUUUCAGUAUAUAAUGUACAAUAAUAAUAGAUAAAUUCAUGUUCAAGUAGAACUUUUCAAACAUAAUAAAAGUACAUUCAACAGAACAGACUUACAUUCCAAAAACAUCCACCAUUUUAAUCAUCCAGCAUAAUUUUAGACUUUGUAUGAUUUUAGUUUAACCUUCUUAAACAUUAUAUUUUAAUACAUCAGUAGGUAUUUUGGGAUGAAACCCUUCCAAUACUUCACGUUUGUCUCAUGCUCACAGUUACUAUGGUAACAAUCUUUUGAAUAUGUCACACUACAUUACAGUGGAGUAAAAACCUGCUUUGGACAUUCA